UCCGCGCCCACCGUGGACCUGAACCGCGUGCUCAACGACACCAGGAGCCAGUACGAAGCCCUGGUGGAGACCAACCGCAGGGACGUGGAGGAGUGGUUCACCACCCAGACCGAGGAGCUGAACAAGCAGGUGGUGUCGAGCUCUGAGCAGCUGCAGACGUGCCAGGCGGAGAUCAUCGAGCUGAGACGCACGGUCAACGCCCUGGAGAUCGAGCUGCAGGCCCAGCACAACCUGAGAGACUCCCUGGAGAACACUCUGACAGAGACGGAGGCUCGCUACAGCUCCCAGCUGUCCCAGGUGCAGUGCAUGAUCACCAACGUGGAGUCCCAGCUGGCCGAGAUCAGGAGUGACCUGGAGCGGCAGAACCAGGAGUACCAGGUGCUGCUGGAUGUGCGGGCCCGGCUGGAGUGCGAGAUCAACACGUACCGCGGCCUGCUGGAGAGCGAGGACUGCAAGUGA
Talpa occidentalis (Iberian mole) is the source of this 459-nucleotide messenger RNA. RefSeq names its product keratin, type I cuticular Ha3-I-like. NCBI's taxonomy places the organism in Eukaryota, Metazoa, Chordata, Mammalia, Eulipotyphla, Talpidae. The record is from RefSeq and is a predicted model, not a curated record. The transcript has 3 exons. Gene Ontology annotation, molecular function: structural molecule activity. The annotation marks the transcript as partial.